Molecule: messenger RNA, 855 nt
Organism: Cloeon dipterum
Lineage: Eukaryota; Metazoa; Arthropoda; Insecta; Ephemeroptera; Baetidae
Gene: RpS3
Product: ribosomal protein S3
Exons: 4
Coding region: 113-823 (236 amino acids)
Biological process (GO): positive regulation of apoptotic signaling pathway; translation
Cellular component (GO): nucleus; cytosolic small ribosomal subunit
Molecular function (GO): structural constituent of ribosome; RNA binding
Source: RefSeq, a predicted model, not a curated record
AGAGGCUUUAUUUUGUCAGUACCGUGCUGCCAUCUGGCUGACAACGCUGCUUCGUGGAACUUUUACAUAGAUCUCUUGCAGCCCGUGGAAGUAACCCUUAACACGUUGGAGAAUGGCGGCACAAAUAUCCAAAAAGCGAAAGUUCGUCGCUGACGGUGUCUUCAAGGCUGAACUCAACGAGUUCCUGACUCGUGAGCUCGCCGAGGAUGGCUACUCAGGUGUGGAAGUGCGUGUUACACCAACCCGCACUGAAAUCAUCAUCAUGGCCACAAGAACACAGAGCGUUCUUGGAGAGAAGGGAAGGAGGAUCCGUGAAUUGACCUCCGUUGUGCAGAAGAGAUUUAACUUUGCCGACCAGUCCCUUGAGCUGUAUGCCGAGAAGGUCGCCACCAGGGGUCUGUGCGCCAUCGCUCAGGCUGAGUCUCUUCGUUACAAACUCAUCGGUGGUUUGGCUGUCCGAAGGGCGUGCUAUGGUGUUUUGAGGUACAUCAUGGAGUCUGGAGCCAAGGGCUGUGAGGUCGUUGUCUCUGGAAAGCUGCGUGGUCAGCGUGCCAAGUCCAUGAAGUUCGUCGACGGUCUCAUGAUCCACUCUGGAGAGCCCACCAACGAGUAUGUUGACUGUGCUACCCGUCACGUGUUAUUGCGCCAAGGUGUGCUUGGCAUCAAGGUGAAAAUCAUGUUGCCAUGGGAUCCUCAUGGCAAGAUUGGACCCAAGAAGCCCCUUCCAGACAAUGUUUCCGUUGUGGAGCCCAAGGAAGAGGUUUUGCCCACAGGACCAAUGAGCGACCACAAACCCGCUAAGGAUGGUCCUAUCAUGUCAUAAGUUUGCAACAUUAAAUAUAAAAACUUAAAAAG